Molecule: messenger RNA, 2928 nt
Organism: Striga asiatica
Lineage: Eukaryota; Viridiplantae; Streptophyta; Magnoliopsida; Lamiales; Orobanchaceae
Source: the annotation of a GenBank genome assembly
AUGUAUACGAGUCUAAAUAGCCCACAAACACAUGAAUUGAAGAAAGUUCGAAAGUGCAGUUAUUGUGAUGCUGCUAGAUUUCAGUACGAGCCUCCGACUUUUUGUUGUGACAAUGGAAAAGUUAAACUCGCACCCAUUGAUGUCCCGGAUGAACUUUAUGAAUUGUUCACUUCAGAUUUUGAAGAGCCAAAUGAAUUUCAUAAAUCUAUUCGCCAACUUAAUAGCAUUUUCUCUUUCACAUCAUUUGGUGUAAAGUUAGAUAAAGAUCUAGCUUCUGCAAGACGAGAAGUUUAUACCUUCCGCGCACAAGGAAUGGUUUACCAUGAUCUUCCAGGGCUUAUACCAAAUGAAAGGAGUCCUGGUUAUUUUCAAUUGUAUUUUGUGGAGACGGAAAAUUACGUGGAUAACAGAAUGAGGAUUUUCGAAAAUUCAUCAUUAAGUGAAUCUAUGGUGAAGAAAGUCAUGGAUAUUUUAGAUAUCAAUCCUUAUGCGAAGAUCUUCAGAAGUUUAAAAGAUAUCCCUUCGGUUGAUGAUAUCCACCUUCAUAUUGCAAAAGACGUGAAACUAUAUCAACGUGUUUAUAAUUCUCCAACAGUGGAUCAAGUAGCUGCGAUAUGUGUAGAAAGAAAUAACAAUGACGUUCCAUUUGAGCGCGACAUUAUCGUCCAUACGCAUUCAGGAUAUGGACACCGAAUAAAACACUACUUUGGAUGUUAUGACCCAUUGCAAUAUCCUCUUCUUUUUCCAAUGGUUGAUUCAUGGUGGCAUCAAAAUAUCAAAAAAAUACUACCUGAUAGUUUUCAACUUCAAAAAGGCAUAUAUCCAACGGCACAGGUUACUGAUCAUUUUGUUCAGCAGAUGAGAUUAUUUCUACAGAGUAACAAGAUAUGGGAAUCACCGAAGCGUGAUUCCAUUCUUGUUAGAUCGAGAAUGAUAAAGCACGUCAUCUAUGGGGCACCAUUGGGUGGCUGGGUGCUGCAGCAGGAUGUCAAGGCAACCCUGGAUUGCUUAGUAAUCUCAACCAAAAACAACUCGUUCAAAGUGCUGCAAGAUGAUGAUGAUGAUGAUGUUCAUUUUCCAAACUUAUCUCGGCUCAAAGCUGAAAACUACAGUCCCAUGCUUAUGAAUGCUAAUUAUGAAGUUCGAGCGACUUGCGACUCAUGGAUGCUGUUGACAUGUACGAAACGACCUGACUAUACAUGGGACCUCCUCUGGGACCCCACAACCGACGAGAUAAAAGCCCUUCCGUAUUUUUCUUUGGCUUCUCCUCGUUUAACGGAUAUUUGGGCAUACGGCUUUGGGUUUGAUCCUUCAGGGGGCGGCUAUAAGAAAGCUAAGAUCUACGUUGAGCUGUUGUCGCUCGCAAGUGGUUCGUGGAGGGAAAUUGCGUAUCCUCAUAGUCCCUAUGAUAAACCUAUGCAACGACCAUCUCUUCACAUCAAUGGAGUUUAUUAUUGGUCAGCUAGUCCUACUGGAAUUAUUUCCUUUGACUUUGCUAAGGAGGAGUUUACCCCUGCUAUAAUCCCUAUGCCCAAGAGGGGUAAGCUCAUACUGAGCGGUAAUGUUCUUGCUGAGGUAGAUGGGUCGCUUGCUGUAAUUAUUUUCAACCAUGGUGAAAAGCCUUUUAAUUUCGAGCUUUGGGUGUGGAAGGACCAGGAAUGGUCUAAACUGUCCUCAGGGGAUGUCCCGGCUGCAGCCCAUGCGCAUUCUGUAAGGGGCCUCUACAAUAAACGUAAACUGCUUCUUUGGAGCUCCUGUGGUGACCUACUGCUUUACGACAUUGAUAGUACUGAAUACAAGCCACUCGGUAUCCAUGCUGAGUCGUUGGGUCUGAAUGUCAUCCCAUAUGUUGCCAACGCCGACUCCAAAUUAAAAUCCUCGAUGAUAAAUCUCUCGUCUGGUGCCAGUAACGUCUGUCUACUCAAGUGGACCCGCAAUUACUUUGUAUUGUCAAUGGAAAACAACAUGUUCAAAGUGGUACAAGAUGAGAAGAGUCUUCCUAACUUGUCUCUACUCAAAGUAGAGCAAAACUACGAUCCCCUUUGUCUGUAUGCCAAGUAUCACGUUCUAGCGAGUUGCUACACUUGGAUGCUGUGGAUGUGUACCCAAAAUCCGGGAAGUCCGCUGGAGCUUCUGUGGGACCCCAGGACCGACGUGCUCGUAACCCUUCCCUUUUUUGAGGCUGUGCCGCGCGUUCCUUGCCCAAUUAUCACGUCCAUGUAUUGUCACGGUAUCGGGUUUGUAUCAGGAGAAUAUAAGGUGGUCAGAUGUCGCGUGUUCAAGCAUUUCCGUUGCGAAAACGAAGCUCACGCGGAGCUGUUCUCGCUCGAAACUUGUUCGUGGAAGCAAAUUCCUUUUCCCCAUGAUCCCCAGCUCGAAGCCAUGCAACAUCCUUCGCUCCACAUUCACAUCAAUGGCUUUUAUUAUUGGCUAGCAGUGGAUCCCACCAAGACGGAGGAGGAUCUUUGUGUUAUUUCAUUCGACUUUGCUAAUGAGGAGUUUCCUCGUGAUCUCAUGCGUAUGCCGGAGAGCAAAAUUGUCCCCAAUCUUAAUCUUGACUGUGUUUCUCUUGCCGAGUUUCAUGGGUUGCUGGCUGUUACUGUUUCUGAUUGUCAUGGGCAGAAGAAGCAAAGUACUGAGCAGGAAAAGAAGAGGAAGAACCCUAGUGAAGCAUCUCCUUUUAUUUUUGAGAUUUGGGUAUGGAGUGACGGCAUCUGGUCCCAUAAAUCCACAUACGAAGUCACUCCUCCUCAUUCUCAUGCUGGUGUUGUUUAUACGAGGGUCGUCGGCCUGUACAAGGAUUAUGAUAAAGCAUUUCUUCUGGACUCGCAGGGUUACCUAUGGCUUUAUGAUCUUGUGAAGCGUGAGUUGGAGCCUACCGCCAUCUGUGAUGAUAGUUUUUGUCUGGCAGUCUACCCUUAUGUGUGA